CAUGAAUUUUGACAAGGAAUUAAUGAAAACAGAGCAUUUAACAAGAAUCUAAUCUACAGCUUUUCUAAUUUAUUAAGUCAAAAUUUAAGAUAAGAGCUAUUUUGGUUACUUUCUAAAAUAGAAAUACUAAAAUAAAUAUCACUUAAAUAGAUUUCUCGCAACUGAUAUGCAGUAAUAAAAUGAAAUUAAAUAUAUACGAAAAUUGAAUACAAAAGAAAGGGAAGGAUUUUAUAUGUUUGAGACAUAUAAAUAAUAUACUAUUCUGUCAGAACUUAAAUAAUUGCAGGAAUAGGUGAUUUUAAAAAUCUGCUUGGACACUCUAAUGGCCUUAUUUGCUCUUCAUUAAAGAGGAAUUUUGGGUAGGUGUUUUAAUGUUAACAAUAUAUUGUUUGUUGAAAAUCAGCAUUCAGUUCUGAUGGAAUAUGGAUUCUACCCUGAUUUAGAAUAUUAAGUUCCAGAGAUGAUUUACAAUAAGACCUAUAAUGAAAAAAUAGAUAUAUUUUUGUUAGGAAGAGUGCUGUUUUACUUGAUGGUCGGAAAUGAUUUGCCAUAAUUUGAUAUGAACAAUUUAAAUGAGGUUUCAUCUGAUAUCAACUUAGCUAUUGCAUCAACAAAAUAUUCAGAUGGCUUGAAGAGUUUAGUUAUAUCUAUGCUAUCUAUUGAUGUAAACAAAAGGAUAGAUUAUUAGCAAUUAUUUGCUAAAUUUAAAAACAAUUAAUUUUAUUCGCUCUAAGAAUAGUUUUACAAAUCGAAUACAUUGAAAACUCUAACAAAAAAUGCUAUUUAAGAGAGAGAACAUGAUGAUAUCAAAACAUCUGAGGAAUCAGAAAUUUUUGAAAUUGAAUAAACUUAACAAAUCGCAGUAAUAUAUUAUCCUAGUAUUAAUAGAAACUGAUAACAGAUUAGAAAAUUAAAGUAUCAGAAAUUUAAAUUUCGGAUAAGAGCACCAUAGAUUAAUCUUAAAAGUAUUUCUUAGAGAAGUGUACUUUCAAUCCUCCUGAUGAUGAAGACUAUAAAAAAUACACAUCACUUAGUUAAUAAUAGAUUAUUAGCAAAGUGAGUGAAACAUAAAAGACAGCAACAAUAAAGCAGAAUAAUGAAGAAAGUAAAAUAAAGAAGACAGUCCUUGAGAAUGAAUAAUUGUUAAAAGUGUUACCAUUUCUGAAUUCUGACCCCACCUAAGAUAUUUUGAUUUGGAAUCAAAUAUACUUUUAUCUGUAUCGCUUUUCUCUGAUGGACAAAUUGGUAGAUGAAUUGCAAUCACAGUUGUAAAGCAAAAAUAAUUACUUAAUUUCGAUUGCUCUAUAUGGAAUGAAAAAGGGUGAAUUGAUAUUAAAGAGAGAAUAUCAGAAUUCUUUAGAAAAAUGCUAGAAUCUAUACUAUAUACCAGUAGAAGAGUGGGAGAAAUUUAAAAACUCAGCAGAGUAUAAAAAGAUGAGCAGUAAGAUAAAAUUUGAUAUUGAUGUGAACUAACGUCUAUUGUAAUAGAAGGAUUAUGUUUAGUUGAAGAAGGUUCUGGAUUAAUACAAGAAUGAUGGAGUGCUAAAGGAUUUAUACAAAUUUAUUGAAUAAUAUUUGAAUGAUGUAAAAUUAAAUUAAUAUUAAUCUUUAGAAUUCAGAACUGAACAAUUUUGAGUCUAUCAAGCUUUAGUACAGAUAUAUCUUGACAAAUAUUUUGCCGCUUUUUGAGUCUUCAGAUGAUAAAUAGAAUACUUAUAUCAAAUUGUUAAUUAUGAUGUGCAUUUUGAUUAAUAGAAUUUGUGAUACGCAAAGUAUCCCACAGCAUUUCAAGACAAUUUGCAAAUUUCUGAAAACUGAUUCAAUAAAUUCAAUAGUGGAAAUUGAAUAUUUUCUAAAGAAUGGCACUAAAUAAGAUUUCAUAGCUUAAUUUGUUGAAUUAAAGACAUGUUAUUUUUCAGGUUGA
Paramecium octaurelia is the source of this 1924-nucleotide messenger RNA. NCBI's taxonomy places the organism in Eukaryota, Ciliophora, Oligohymenophorea, Peniculida, Parameciidae. The record is from the annotation of a GenBank genome assembly.